This is a messenger RNA of Mesorhabditis spiculigera, 2625 nucleotides long. The record is from the annotation of a GenBank genome assembly. NCBI's taxonomy places the organism in Eukaryota, Metazoa, Nematoda, Chromadorea, Rhabditida, Rhabditidae.
AUGAUUGUCUCCGAGAUACCAUAUACCGAGGAGUACAUCGAGGCCACUUGCAGCCAGCCCAAAACUUCCGAGUCCACCCUUCAGCUCGGCUCCGUCAAAUGUUACAACAUCAACAUCCAAGUCGAGGUGGAGAAGAGCGAGCAACAGGCCAAGGGCAUCACCACGCUCACCCUGCGCGAAGUGCCCAAAUUUCUCGUCGACGCCUUCAACAUCAUUCGCUCGAACAUUGAGAAGGAGGGGCUGUUCCGGAAAGGGGGCAACAAUGCCCGCAUCAACUCGUACAGCAAAAAGAUUCUGGCAAUCUACCAGGGGCGUGAGCGGAUCCCGCUCGAUUUGAACUAUUUGGAUGUGUGCUCGUUGAUAAAGACCUUUUUCAAGACUCUAAAGCACCCUCUACUCCAUUCUCGCGACAUCGCCAACGCCCUGCUGACGCUGGCCGAUCGAAAAGGGGCUGGUGAGAGCGUCUCCCAGCACAACGACCGAAACGGGAUGACGAUCCAGAAUCUGGCGACCUGCUUCGGGCCGACCCUGUUCGACUUGACGGCGUUCGACAAGCCGAAGGGGGUGCCGAAGCGCAGCAUGCCCGGCCGUGUCCAAACCAACCCGCCCACCCUCAGUCAGCUCAACGAGGCGAAGGCCGACUCGCAAAGAGCCGCCACCGCCGUCACCAUUCUCAUCGAGUGGGCCACCUGGAUUGGUCUCACCCGCGAAUGCUACGUCUCGAGCCAGGCGCGCAGCUCCUCGGCCGCGCCCAUCAACCGCACGCCUCUCUCGCAGCUGCAGGCGGCCUCGAUUCCGCUCGACAAACGCACGUCGCUGCCGAGCCCCAAUGACCCGGCCAUCGUUCGCCUGCAUGAGGAACAGGCCGAGCAGCGGCGCAAGCUCGUCGCCCGUCAGCCAACACCAGGCCCGUCCGGCUCGAAUUCCCACAAGCAGCCGAGCUUCACCAUCUCCAGCGGCAGCACCACCCCGGUCAAGUCGCAGCGGCCGCCCGCCUUGCCCCGCGAGGUCACCAGCCCGUCCUAUGAUUUCAGGGACAUUCCUAAUAUGGAACGCGUGAUCCGUCGGCUCGACUUCUCGCCACUCGCCGAAUCCCCUGCCCAAGCUACGCCGGCCGCCAAAAAGCCUGCCUCCCCGAUGCGACAGAAGAAUGCGAGGACCAAGUCGAACGCUUCCGACUACAAGAACGUGGCGGCCAACAACGUCUGGGCCCAGUCGAUGAUCCCGAGCACCACGCAGACGAAAAAGGAGCGUCGCCGUCGACACACCACACCCGUCAAGUCGAAUGUGCUGAGACGCCAUCACCCGAACACCGUGGCCAACGGUUUGCCGCGUCGCCGUGUCACUCAGGCGAUCACCGCCGAGGAGAAGGAAAACGUGAUGCGGCGCCGCACGCAUUCCGUCGAAGAUCUCGAAGAGACCACCGGCGACAGCUCGGACGACAUCUUGGAGAAUCGGGCGAAACAUUUGAAGACUUUGUGGAUGGACCUGGACGCUCGCCCGCGUCGCACCAAGCGCCUGAAACGCCGUGACGCAAACACCGAAACGUCGACGGCCAACGCCGCCACUUCGCCGAUGCUCCCUGCCGAACCGUCUCACAAGCUUGGCCCAACAGUCGUCCCGUCGCGCAACAAGUAUGACGUCACCCCGCUGUCGAUCACCACCGAGCAGGGCCCUGGCGGUAUCGGCAUUUCCGAAAUGCCGAGCCCGCAGCGCAUACUUCAAGUGACGCCCGUGCAGAGCCCGGUGGCCACCCGUUCGCCCCACCACAACUAUCCCAACCAGCCGGCCGUGCAGCUCAUCUCGGCGGUCGCCCGCCAUACAGCGGUUCCUGCCGUCGUGCAUGAACGUGCUGGCGGUCUCAUGGACGUGCGCGUGGAGCCGGUGACCAAGUCGAUGUCAGCCAUGCCCGGCCCAUCCGUCUCGCGCUCGAGCCUGUACUCGCGACACGCCGACGUCUACGACCGGAAGCCACCCGCUCCCCCAAGUCCGGAUGCCGUGGCCAAAGAUCGGGCCCGUCAAACCAUCAUCCAGCAGCUCAGCCUCGAUUCGCAGAUGGUUGCCGAGCCGGUUUUCAAAGUGCCGGCCCCGCCUGGGAACCUCUCGCGCACAAGUGCGGCCCGUCAACCGCUCUCGCCAGGCUAUGCUCGUUCCCCCACCGACGGCCACCGCCAGUUCCAACUGCAGUUCGAAGAUGACUCCCCGAUUGCCAACAACGUCGUCCGUUCGCCCAUCCAGCAGUCGUCGUCGCACGCGAUGCAAUCACCGUUGUCGCGCCGCGGCAUGUCGGCCAGUCUGCUCGGGCAGCGUCAUGCCGUCUAUUCACCGUCCAAGAGCCUGCAACGUCAGCUGAGCGUGGAAGAGUUCCGGGACAGUGACCGCUAUCGAGACUCGAUCGUCGCCGCUUCGUCAAGCUCGGAAUUGGACAUGGGCCAGAACUUUGAGCCGCAACGCCCCUCGGUGGCGUUCAUCUCGACGAACCGCCGCGGGCUCGUCCGCGAUCGGGUCAACAUGUUUGGAGGCGGAAGCACGCAUAAUACGCCGCAGUCACACAACGGAAGUGGACGCCUCUCGGAGCCGACGGGUCGACGCAGCGACGUGCAGCCGCUUCGAAGCCGUCAGCUG